AUGUAUGCAGAAACUGGGCUAUAGUUUCGGUUCAUGCAAGAUUGUUCUCCAGAUAUUCAGCAAUUCGAUAAUCUCUUCAAAUCUUACAAGCUCUCUGAUGAAACGGGUUGUCUCUGUUUUGGCCUCUCAAAACUGACCGAUCUUGUCAAAGCCCCUGAGCUGACUGUUGAAGAGUCAAUGCUAGCCGUUGAUCCUCUCUCUCUAGAAAUAGUUGAACUCUUCAGCGAUCUUGGUUCGUUGCAGAGUGACCAGCAGCUUCUAGACACGACUUUCCAUGGCUGUGAGCAGGACCUGCUGGUGAAAUCAGUCAUGGAGACUCCAUUGUCCGAGGUGCUACACAUCAAGAACGUCUCUUUAGCGGCAGAAGUGGACAAUGUUAUGAAGACUAGUAGUAGUCUAGUUGUCUUUGAUAUCACAGUUCCCAAGAGUGUGAGCACGGAUAACCUAAGCUCAAUGGAUAUGACAUAACACGAGGAUGCGGUGAUCCAGAGAUUCUUUGAUUUCCCUCCAGUGGAUUAUAGAAUGAGAAGAGCUUUUAGUGAAAACGAUAUACCGACAUUGAGGACUACAAAAGCAGGUCUUGUUCCCUCUCAACUGGACCGAGUAAUUGUAACUUAAAUCUCUGAGGACCGUCGUGAGAAGCUUUCGCGAUACAGGAACAAGAAGAGCAGGAGUAAUUUCGGUCGUAAAACCAAGUAUGCUUGCAGGAAGGCUCUUGCAGACAAUCAACCAAGGAUCCCAGGAAGGUUUGCAAAACCAGAGGUCAGAAAUGAGGACUAUUAG
This is a messenger RNA of Brassica oleracea var. oleracea, 783 nucleotides long. RefSeq lists its product as uncharacterized. The record is from RefSeq and is a predicted model, not a curated record. Gene Ontology annotation, biological process: regulation of flower development. Gene Ontology annotation, cellular component: nucleus. NCBI's taxonomy places the organism in Eukaryota, Viridiplantae, Streptophyta, Magnoliopsida, Brassicales, Brassicaceae. Gene Ontology annotation, molecular function: protein binding.